Aspergillus clavatus NRRL 1 is the source of this 903-nucleotide messenger RNA. Its product is annotated as succinate dehydrogenase assembly factor 2. The record is from RefSeq and is a predicted model, not a curated record. Gene Ontology annotation, biological process: mitochondrial electron transport, succinate to ubiquinone; tricarboxylic acid cycle; protein-FAD linkage. The transcript is spliced from 2 exons. Gene Ontology annotation, cellular component: mitochondrion. Bases 1 to 903 code for a protein of 300 amino acids. NCBI's taxonomy places the organism in Eukaryota, Fungi, Ascomycota, Eurotiomycetes, Eurotiales, Aspergillaceae.
AUGUCUGCACCACGACUAAUCCAACGCCUGCUGCGCCCAGCAGGCUCACCCCUUUCUCUCACGACGACAAUCGCCCGUCGUCCCUUCGGCAGCUCGGCUGUCCGCUCAAAGGAUGCCAAUGGCAAUGGCAUGGAUCGCGCGCCCUCGACGGCCCCAGCGCACCGCGAGAACCAGACAUCCAAGCCCCCGAAUCCCGCCGUGCCGAACACAACCUCUACUAUGACCAAUGACUUCCCCAGCGUUGGCGCCAGAACGCCGCCUCCGGAGCUCUUGAACUCGGUCGACCCGAACUACAAGCCCGCGGAUUCGUACGCUGGCAAGGUUGAGCAUUUCACCGGCGGCAGGGAGCAGCCCGGUACGCAGAAGCCGGAGCUCGCUGUGGGCGAGAUGGAGGGGAUCACGUUCAAGGUUGAGCCGCUCCGGCGGACGGGCGAGGACCCGGCUACGAUGCGGGCUCGGUUGCUGUACCAGAGCAGAAAGCGAGGAAUCCUUGAAUCGGACCUGCUCCUGUCUACCUUUGCCGACGUCUAUCUGGCCGAUAUGACGCCCGAGGAGCUCCAGCAGUAUGACCGGUUCCUCGACGAGAACGAUUGGGAUAUCUACUACUGGGCCACGCAGGAUGCCCCCGACUCAUCGGCCGCGGCCAACGCGCCUGCGCAGGAUACGGUCACGGAAACGUGGAAGCGCACUGGCGAGAAGAGCGGCGAAUGGAGACAAACGCACGGAGCUUACAAGGCUGCGUAUCGGCCUGUCCCCUCGCGGUGGGCCGAGUCGGAGGUCCUCACGCUCCUGAGACAGCAUGUGCGCGAUAAGAGCGCCAAGGGAUUUCAUGCUGCGAAGAACAAGAAGACGGCUGGCGGUGGUUUGGGACGGAUGCCCAAUAUCCAGAUCUUUAACAAAUAG